Molecule: messenger RNA, 4142 nt
Organism: Anopheles coluzzii
Lineage: Eukaryota; Metazoa; Arthropoda; Insecta; Diptera; Culicidae
Product: protein rolling stone
Exons: 8
Coding region: 964-1932 (322 amino acids)
Cellular component (GO): membrane
Source: RefSeq, a predicted model, not a curated record
GUCUGCACAGAUAUAUCCAGCCGGGCAGGCAGGUUUUUCGUACCAGAAAUUGGUGUUCUGAACGUGAGCCAAAAAAGCAAAAAAGCACCCGCAGUCACAGGAGCUCAGCAGCAUCAGUGUAAGUCUGUGAGCAGACCCUCCGGUGUCCUGAUAGUGCGUGCGUUUGUGUGUUUGUGUGUCCGUGAAGCUGGCGACGCACCAAACACAACAAACCAAGUGAGUGAGAGUGUGUGCAAUGUAAGCAAGCACGGGGGAGCAAAGCAAUGGAGUGAAAACGUGGGGGAGGCAAAAAGGGUUCUUCUGCACAAACUCUCCCCCGUGCAGAGUGAACCGUACCGUGUGUGUUUGUGUGUGCUGGAAUUGUCCUACAAAAAGUGUAUGUAAUGCAAAAAAGUUUAAGUUUCGCGUGCAACGGUUGAGUGUUUGCAUUUCGUGCGAAGGCUUCUUCACUCUAACGGCAGCAAACUUGUGCUUUACGACAGCAGGGUUCCUCCCUCCCUGUGACGGGGGUGUGUGUGUUUGUGUCUGUGUGCUAGUGCAAAUAUAGGUAUAAGUGCGCGCACGUGUGUGUUUGUACAUAGCUGUGAAAAGCGUCAAGAAGCAACGUCAUCCCGGGAGGAGGUGAAAUCUGAGUACCGUACCCGAGGGGAGUUCCGGUGGUGGAGGAAGCGGUGCAAAUUUUCCUCUCACAAAACGGUUUUUUUGUUGUGUUUUCUCACACGAGCACUCGCCCAAAGCUUCACACCACAUUUCCGGCUACGGGCUGUCGUUUCCGCCUCCGUCUGCCAACGCACUCCUUCUCCCCCGGGUGCCACUCCCACUCCGCGGUGGUGCACCCUCGCACUCGCACAUAAUUGACUGUAGACCGGGAGCCACCGAAACGCCGCCACAUUGGAAUACCAGGAGGAGAGUUGUGCGUGUUCGCACAACGUGGAACCGCCGCCACCGUCCUGCUGCAGAGUCAUGGUUACCAAAAUAUGGAGCAGCUGCAUGCCCAAACCGAGCAGCUCACCGAACCGCGUCGAACGGCAUCACUUCUAUCUGUGUCAGUGGCAAAGCAGCACCCAGGUCGGUAUAUGCUACCUGCUGUACCGGCUGAUAGUGGCGAUCGUGUUUCUGGCGAUGCUCGUCUGCUCCGUGCUGGACAUUGGGCGCUCCGAGCCAAUGUUCGAACAUCACUACGCCAAAUGGUGGAUCUACCUGACGCACUGGGCGCUGAUGGCGUGCACGGUGCAGGCCUGGCUGGCGGCCAUCAUCGUCACCAAGGGUCUGAUGAUUGACCGGAACGAGUUCGAAUGGAACAUUCACGUCGCACGGGAAAGCCGGCUACACUCGGUCUACUGGAUUGCGUACACGAUUGCGACCGUCUACUCGUUCAUCGUCACCCUCGUCUACUGGAUGUUUGUGUACGACUCAAGUAAAAACCGUGUCGAUGCCGUUAAUCUCAUGGUGCACGUGCUCAACUCCAUCAUUAUGCUAAUUGAUCUAACCAUCGUUGGACACCCGAUCAAGCUAAACCAUGCGUACUGGACGACCGGUAUCGGGGUGGCCUACACGCUUUUCUCCAUCGUCUACUACCUGGCGGGCGGAACGGACAGACACAACGAUACCAACAUCUACAAAAUGCUCGACUGGACCAAGCCGGGCAAAUCGAUCGUGAUCUGUGCGCUCGGCAUCUUCGCUGUGUUUCUGAUGCACUUCCUCUGCUACUGCCUGUACUGUCUGCGGGUGUGGCUGUACGCGCGCGUCUGCGUCCAGGGCAACAACAGCAAGUCGAGCAGCAACGAGAAGAUCACCUCGAUUACGCGCACCCUCUCCUCGAUGGAGGAAGCGCAGCGGGAAAACUUCCUCAACCCGACCGCGGUCGUCGAUCUGAAAGAAUCGCGCCAUGACGGACGUGGUCCCCCGCGCCAGGUGGCCUCACUGCGCUAGUGCACUUUCUGCUCGACCAACUGCUCCCACACAUGCACUGACACACCCAUAAACACAGAGUUAACAGCGAUCCGAUCGGUUGGAAGUGCAGGCUAGGAUGGCGCAGCCCGCGGGCGACAACAGCAUGGUGUGGUGUUUGUGUACCGGGGGUUUGUUUUCUUUUUUUUCGGUUUGAAGUGUGUGUGUGCUUCACGUUUAUGUUUUUGGGCGGAGGAUGAUGAUGCAUCCGUUUGUCCCGCGCUCGCACCGAUUUUAAUCCGACAAGUUGUAUAGUUGCCAUAACCAAAAAAAAAAAAAAAAACAAGGGGAUCGUCAGCGAGAGCCGGCCAUGCAAAAAAGGGCGGCAUAUCUGUUUCUUUCGGUGGCCGCAGCAGCAGCAGCAGUAUUAGCCAAAGCACCGAAAAUGUUUCGAAAUUCCAGUAUAGGCGGAGGAGGGUAGGGACAUUCCUCACAUUCACACUCUCCCUCUUUCUCUCUCUUCACCGGCUCUGACUAUUUGGCUCUCUAUCGUCGCGGUUUAGAGGUACGCACGAAUUCCAAGGCGUAUGGUAAGCAGAUUUCAAUACUCGCAUUUACAGUAUUUUUCAGCAUUUUUCAGUUGGUUUGUAAGUUUAGGUAGUGAAUUUAUUAAAUGAUCCCUUCAAGAAACAAAACCAGUCCGUUGUCGUUCAGUUAAAGGUUUUUGUUUGAGUAGUCAGAAAGGGGAGAGGGAGUGAGUGAACUGCAUUCCCCGAAAUAAAAAGAAAGCAAUGGCAAAAGUAUGUUCGUUCCUAUAUUUCACCUAAGCAAAUUGCCACUCGACAGGAAGUAAUGUUCGUUCCUCCCCUCCUCCCAUACCACCACCCCCUUCCAUUCUAGCUGCUUCACUGUCUCGCUCUCUCUCACACACACGCUCUCCAGAGUAUAUUCCUCCCGUCCUAGAUUUCCGUCGGGUUCGUUCCACAGUAGUAGUAUCUCUCUCUCUCUCUUUCCCGUAAUCGUAUUAUAAAAAUCAAACACACCUCCAAACAAAAGGAAAAAAGAAGAAGAAAGUGAAAAAAAUAUACAAAAAAAGCGGAGAACAAAAAAAAAAACAAACCAGUAAAGUAUAACAGUGCAAACCAAAAUCAAAACAAAACAAAAACAAAAAAAUCACCGAUUGAGCGCCUACCGCUCAAUCAACCACUGACAUCACUCACGAAAUGUUAGAUCUAGCGUAUAAAGUUACUAUUUGCUCACAACACAACAACAACAACAACAACAACACUGUUUUUCCUGUGUCUCCCAGCGAUGGACGGUGGCGAUGGAUGCACAGGAUACACAAACAAAUAAAAAUAGCAUCAAAUAUAAGAAGAAAAAACAAAAACAAAAACAACACAACACACACAUACACACAACACAGCAAAUUAAAACAAUACAACUGUUGGAUCCGUAAGAAUGCGUCUUUAAAGUACAGUCGUUGAUUCUAGAAAUAUAUUUGAAGACAUAACAAAACAGUAUCAUAGCAAAGAAACAGCAGCAAACAAACAAACAAACCAAAAGAAGAAGAAAAGAUGAGGAAAGAAAAAGAAAACACAUUUAGAUUUGUUUGGUGGCAGCGUUUGAGAGUGCAAAGCAGAGGAAGCAAUGGAAGUUGAUAAGUAGAGUAGAAAACAAUGAUGUGUGGUAUGCGCGUUAUUUAGUCUCUGGCAAGGUUGGACAAAAAAAAAACAUCCAAAAACAUUGGUGAUAUAUUCUCAGCUGUUAGCAAAACUGGAUAGAUGGAGAGAGCGUCGGAGAGAGCAUGUGGCCCCAUUCCCGCGUGUGUGUGUGUGUGUGUGUGUGUUUGUGUGUGAGCGUAGAUUUUAGCAAUAAAAAUAUUGAAGUUUGGUGUUGUCACACACACACACACGCACAACAUGGGCCAAGAUUGGAAGAAUCUUCGUCCCUGGGAUGGCGGGAAAAGGAAAGACAAGCAGUAAAGGCAAGGGGGAAAACACACAGAUUUGCUAAUGUGUACCGCUAGAGGAAGCAUUUUAUUGAGAUAUAAAUAUUGAAACAGACAAGCAAGUUCGCGGGAGGAGGAGUGUGCCGGGUAGGGAAGGGGACGUGAUUGAGGAAGAAGAAGAAACAACAAAGUCAAACUAGGCAAAGAAAACCAAAAAAGACAACAAAAAAAACAUUCCAUUUAUAAGUUGAUUGGUUUGUUUAGAGUGAAGUGAAUGCAAAAUAUAUAAAAAUCAUGUUCGAAA